CACCCCGCCCCAUUCUCCCGCUUUCCAGCACCCCGCCCCAUUCUCCCGCUUUCCAUCACCCCGCCCCAUUCUCCCGCUUUCCAUCACCCCGCCCCAUUCUCCCGCUUUCCAUCACCCCGCCCCAUUCUCCCGCUUUCCAUCACCCCGCCCCAUUCUCCCGCUUUCCAUCACCCCGCCCCAUUCUUCCGCUUUCCAUCACCCCGCCCCAUUCUCCCGCUGUCCAUCAUCUCGCCCCAUUCUCCCGCUUUCCAUCACCCCGCCCCAUUCUCCCGCUUUCCAUCACCCCGCCCCAUUCUCCCGCUUUCCAUCACCCCGCCCCAUUCUUCCGCUGUCCAUCACCCCGCCCCAUUCUCCCGCUGUCCAUCAACCCGCCCCAUUCUCCCGCUUUCCAUCACCCCGCCCCAUUCUCCCGCUUUCCAUCACCCCGCCCCAUUCUCCCGCUUUCCAUCACCCCGCCCCAUUCUCCCGCUUUCCAUCACCCCGCCCCAUUCUCCCGCUUUCCAUCACCCCGCCCCAUUCUCCCGCUUUCCAUCACCCCGCCCCAUUCUCCCGCUUUCCAUCACCCCGCCCCAUUCUCCCGCUUUCCAUCACCCCGCCCCAUUCUCCCGCUUUCCAUCACCCCGCCCCAUUCUCCCUCUUUCCAUCACCCCGCCCCAUUCUCCCUCUUUCCAUCACCCCUCCCCUUUCUCCCUCUUUCCAUCACCCCGCCCCAUUCUCCCUCUUUCCAUCACCCCUCCCCUUUCUCCCUCUUUCCAUCACCCCGCCCCAUUCUCCCGCUUUCCAAUACCCCGCCCCAUCCUCCCACUUUCCAUCACCCCGCCCCAUUCUACCUCUUUCCAUCACCCCGCCCCAUUCUCCCUCUUUCCAUAACCCCGCCCCAUUCUCCCACUUUCCAUCACCCUGCCCCAUUCUCCCGGUUUCCAUCACCCCGCCCCAUUCUCCCGCUUUCCAUCACUCCGCCCCAUUCUCCCGCUUUCCAUCACCCCGCCCCAUUCUCCCGCUUUCCAUCACCCCGCCUCAUUCUCCCGCUUUCCAGCACCCCGCCCAAUUCUCCCGCUUUCCAUCACCCCGCCCAAUUAUCGCGCGUUCCAUCACCUCGCCCCAUUCUCCCGCUUUCUAUCACCCCGCCCCAUUCUCCCGCUUUCCAUCACCCCGCCCCAUUCUCCCUCUUUCCAUCACCCCGCCCCAUUCUCCCGCUUUCCAUCACCCGCCUCAUUCUCCCGCUUUCCAUCACCCCGCCCCAUUCUCCUGCUUUCCAUCACCCCGCCCCAUUCUCCCUCUUUCCAUCACCCCGCCCCAUUCUCCCUCUUUCCAUCACCCCGCCCCAUUCUCCCUCUUUCCAUCACCCCGCCCCAUUCUCACGUUUUCCAUCACCUGCCCCAUUCUCCCGCUUUCCAUCACCCUGCCCCAUUCUCCCGCUUUCCAUCACCCCGCCCCAUUCUCCCGCUUUCCAUCACCCCGCCCCAUUCUCCCGCUUUCCAUCACCCCGCCACAUUCUCCCUCUUUCCAUCACCCCGCCCCGUUCUCCCGCUUUCCAUCACCCCGCCCCGUUCUCCCGCUUUCCAUCACCCCGCCCCGUUCUCCUGCUUUCCAGCACCCCGCCCCAUUCUCCCGCUUUCCAGCACCCCGCCCCAUUCUCCCGCUUUCCAUCACCCCGCCCCAUUCUCCUUUCCAGCACCCCGCCCCAUUCUCCCGCUUUCCAUCACCCCGCCCCAUUCUCCCGCUUUCCAUCACCCCGCCCCAUUCUCCCGCUUUCCAUCACCCCGCCCCAUUCUCCCGCUUUCCAUCACCCCGCCCCAUUCUCCCGCUUUCCAUCACCCCGCCCCAUUCUUCCGCUUUCCAUCACCCCGCCCCAUUCUCCCGCUGUCCAUCAUCUCGCCCCAUUCUCCCGCUUUCCAUCACCCUGCCCCAUUCUCCCGCUUUCCAUCACCCCGCCCCAUUCUCCCGCUUUCCAUCACCCCGCCCCAUUCUUCCGCUGUCCAUCACCCCGCCCCAUUCUCCCGCUGUCCAUCAACCCGCCCCAUUCUCCCGCUUUCCAUCACCCCGCCCCAUUCUCCCGCUUUCCAUCACCCCGCCCCAUUCUCCCGCUUUCCAUCACCCCGCCCCAUUCUCCCGCUUUCCAUCACCCCGCCCCAUUCUCCCGCUUUCCAUCACCCCGCCCCAUUCUCCCGCUUUCCAUCACCCCGCCCCAUUCUCCCGCUUUCCAUCACCCCGCCCCAUUCUCCCGCUUUCCAUCACCCCGCCCCAUUCUCCCGCUUUCCAUCACCCCGCCCCAUUCUCCCGCUUUCCAUCACCCCGCCCCAUUCUCCCGCUUUCCAUCACCCCGCCCCAUUCUCCCGCUUUCCAGCACCCUGCCCCAUUCUCCCCUUUCCAUCACCCCGCCCCAUUCUCCCGCUUUCCAGCACCCUGCCCCAUUCUCCCUCUUUCCAUCACCCCGACCCCAUUCUCCCUACGCCUGUAG
Messenger RNA from Closterium sp. Naga37s-1, 2461 nucleotides. Lineage: Eukaryota; Viridiplantae; Streptophyta; Zygnematophyceae; Desmidiales; Closteriaceae. The record is from the annotation of a GenBank genome assembly.